CGAGAAAAUAAGAAUGAUAUAAAAAAAAAAAAAACAAUAAACAAAAAGGGAUAUUUGAAAAAACGCUUUUUAACUGUGGUACACUUUGAUGUACGCGAAUUUAGCGAGUGGUUGAAAAGACAUAAAAGGAAAGGUAGUAGUAGUAGUGUAGUAAAUAACUUUAACAUAUGUGUAUGGAGGGGUGCGGGUAACCCUAUGUGAUGUGAUGUGAUAUAUACACUUUUUAGUGUAAAAAAAAAACGUGUCGUGCUAUGCUGUAGGAGCAGCGUUAGAACGACAAAAAAAAACAAAAACAAAGAAAAAAGACAAAAUUGCAAAGAUUGACAAAUGAUGAUAGUGCUUUUGUUGUGCGUCAUCAUGAAGAUAGCAGAAUUUUCUGCUGGUCGUGUUAGUCCAACAUUACAAUCAUCCAGACAAAAACAACGGCAAAGAAAAAAACCACCGCCCUUACAAUUGUUACAACAGCAGCAACAACAAAAGCAACAACAUGAACAACAAAAAUCACCAACUUCCAUGUCAUGUCGUUUGAGACAAGAUUGGAAUUAUUAUCGAAUACCAUGCGAUAAAUGCAUGUAUUUUCUUCGAAGACAAUGUGCAGGCAAAGGAGCUGCAGUCAUGGAAGAUCCACAGACACCAGGAUCGGAUUGCAAUUCCAAUCCUGCAACAGAUUCUAUGCAACAGGAUCUUAUCGGUUCUGACUUCAUACAAGACAAUGUGGAGUAUCAAUGGUGUACAGAUUAUGGAUACAGAGAUGGAGGAUUACAUGUCCAUCCAAGUGUUUUGUCAACGCUCUCUGCAUCAUAUACUAGGGAAGAUGUUGGUUAUUACGAUGACUUGUCGCGUAAUUUGGAUGCUAAUUUAGCAGAAAUUGAUAUGGAAAGUUUUCGUAGCGCAGACAUCCACACUCUUCUUACUGCUUUGCCAGUUAUGUGCACAGAUCCAGUUCAACAUUCAGAGUUUAACUAUCAAAGGGAACGUUAUGCCAGUAUAUCUAGUUCCGUCAUGGAAAAACUUGACAUUGGUUCUUCGAUCAGCCCUCACACCAGCAGCCAGGGAGAAGAAUCUGCUUGUUCGACAACCGAUACAAUGUCUAUAUGCAAAUCAUCGUUACUAUUCUCUCCUGUGAAAGAAACACCUGUGCUACCGCCGGCAGGUAGUUACAGUGUAGAUUCAUUGGACUGCGAAGACAUGCUGUUAACUUGUCAAGCAAAUAAUAAAAAUAAUUAUACUAUUGCUUUCGAAGCUAGCAUUACAAUGUAUUCCGAUAGUUCUCCAGAUUUUGAACAUCAAGAAAAACCAGAAACGUAUGAGGUACCAGAAAUUUAUUACAAAAGAAAGGGCUUACGAAGAAAUAUAUUAGAUUCGUCAAUGGCGUGUUCCGAUUCUAAAAUAUACACUACUUGGAGUAAUUUGAAACAUACAUCCAUGAAUAAGGUUAUUACUCGACAUCCGUCGGGUAAUAACAAUACUAUUCCAAACUUUUUACAUGGAACAGGGAACACAAUUACAUCUAUAAACAAUAAAAGAAGCCAAAGCCUACCAGAUCUUUCACGAAUUCAAGAAUCACCUGCUAACAUUCAUCUAAAUUUUUCUGUCGAUUCUGCCGAAUCGAAUAACCAUCCGUUACAAUCAAACAAUUCAGGAUCUGCAAUGAGUCGUUCUGUAAAUGAAGAAAAUUCCGAUGGUAGUGGAAAUAAUUGUUGUGGAAAAAAAUUACAAAAUUUAAGCCUAGUAAAAUUAUUUAUGAAACAAAAAAGUAUGAGCGCCGAAGGAAUGAGUCUUACUUUAGAUCAAUCUGACUCUAUAAGUGAUAAUGGUUGGCCUACGAGUAAUAGUGCUAGUGAUAGUGCAACUGCGAAUACAAAUACACAAAUACAGCGACAAAAUUUAAACAAUACGUGUACUCGUCCGCUUCCCGAGAAAGAUUUUUCUAUAAAUUGGGUUCGUAGCGAUUGUUAUACUAACAAAGAAAUAGAAAGUCAAAAGGAUAAGUUUGCUGACAUUCCAAACAAUUUUCCAAGCAAUAAAGAAAAUAAGGAUGGCAUGAUUUCAUCUGCCUCGGUCGAAGAAUUGUCGGAGAGCAUAGUUAAAUCGGAACUCGUACAUGACAGUGAUAUAGAACAAAUAGAUUUUGAAAUUUCACAGGAUGAUUUGGAAAGUCGUGGUAAAAAUGUACGAGUUUUACAAGCAGAAAAUAAAUGUACGAUAGUUAAAACAACAGGAAUACAAGCAAUGGUUGAAACAGAGGAUAACGAAGUUCAAACGUCAAUAAUUUACAAAGUACCUGCAGAAAAAGAUAGCCCUUCGAUAAGGGAAACGAUAGUUAAUAAAAGGCCUGUUUAUGUUGUAUAUCCUAAUUAUACAUUACCAGAUCUUUCAUUUCUUAAUAUUAAAGAUACGAAAUUGGACAAUGUUGCAUUAAAGCCUCAAUGUUAUGACAAAAGUAAAGCAGGUUGGAAACAUUCAAAUAGAUGUAGCCGACCAUUCUCUUGUAAUGAUAUUGAUGCGCUUAAGCAACGUGGUUUUUCACACGUUAAGGAUUGGGAGUCGUUAACAUUCCUUUUACCUACUGAAUAUAAAAAAAUCUUACACGAUGUGCCAGAAGUUUCGCAGCAUAUCAAUAUAAAUGAACAAAUUAAGAAACCAUUGUUUUGUUUGUCCCCACCGAUGCGACAUAAAACAAGACCGAUAAGUGAACUUAUACCAAAUAAUAGUUCUUCGACGAGUAGUACAGCUACACAACCAUCUUCUGGAUAUCGAGGCUCAUCUACAAUAUUAACGGAUUCCUCAACGAACCAGCAAUUACUUUCUAAUAAUAUAGCUAACCCAUUAUACUUAUAUCGUUACGAUAGCAUUAGUUCUGAAGCUAGUUUAGUGAGCAAUGACAAGAAAAUGCAUAGGGCUGUUAAUCAAGCAAAACAACAAGUCUAUCCUAAUUUACCUAAACGGUCCAUUUCAUUACCUUAUGGAGAUAAAGAGGCUGAUUGCUGCAACGGCAAAGUACCACCGAGACCUCCCUUACCAAGAAGUAUCUUAAGAAAGAAUAAAGUACCAACGAGUAAAAGAUACAGUAUGUUUGAAAUGGGAGGAGUGGACGAGGUAGAAGAUCAAUGUCCCGAACCAAAUAAAAGAAUGUCGUUACAUGAACCCUAUUAUAUGAAUAAUGAUUUGCAAUUGUUAUGCCGUGGGAGAAUUAUCGAUUCGGAAAAAGACGUUGAUGAGACAGAGGAGAAAUGUAAUACAGAGAGACUGAACGAAGCUAUUAAUAAUACAAAUGUAGAUUAUGAAAUUUCUCAAAAUAGUGAAGACGAUGUAAAGCAAUUAGAAGAAUUUUUAAAACGUAGCGGUUUAUCGUCAGAAAGUAGCGAAGGUGACAAUGAAGAUCCCGAAGUUAAAUUGAGAUCAUACGUGAGAAAAUUUUUAGCUCUUAGAAUGAACAAGGAUGUUGUCAAAAAUAUUGAUAUGGCCGAAUCGCAGAAAAAAACCGUCAGUUUUGCUUUACACGAAAGAAAACGAUAUUCAAAUGAAAAGCCAAAUAAUAUAAGCGUUACGACGAACGAGUACAAUAAAGAUAAAUGUUUUCAAGAUACGAACAAAGAAAUCAAUCCUGAGAACAAAAUGGAUUUAGAAGAAAAAAGAAAUAUGAUAUUAUCCGUAAGCAAAUCUGUUGAUUUAUUACUUAUAUAUUGGAACACUGAACCUACUAAUGGCCGACAAAAUUACAACGAUAAAAAUGAAUGUGCACAACUUUGUUUAAGUAAUCUGUGCCCAGCUUUGUAUACUAUUAUGUCGGAUGGUCUAAAACCACAUUUACAAUCUACUUUUGGUCCGCUAGCAAACAGCGUAUGGCAAGUUGUUGAGGCUUCCGCUCAGCAAGGACCACUUACAAAAACAUUGAACGAAUUAGUUCAAAAGAUUAAUGGCGAGGAUAUUAUUACCGAAGGAAUGCUUAAAUUUCACGCCUUUGUAUUUGGUUUAUUGAAUUUGCGAGCUUUGGAUGCAUGGUUUGCAUAUUUAUGUACAAGAGAAUCAAUUUUACGAAAACAUUAUAACAGUAAUAGUUUAUUUACCGGAGCAUUAGGAAAUACUGACAUUCGUGAAAUUGUUGAUAGUUUAUUAGAUAUUUUACAUCCUUUAGCAUUUUGUCCAUUUCAGCUUGAUCUUUUAUACCAAUAUCGACAAUUGCAUAAUAGUUUUGGUAAUAUGAACAAUUAUAGUUUGAACGGAACAAAUUUUCGAAAUAUAGAUUUACAUCAAAAGGAUCAUCAUUAUGAAAAAACGGAUAAUUGUGGAACUGUAUCAAGUCCAAGGAAAAUACGUCCACGGUCUUGCGUUGUUUAUAACGAUUAUGACGAUAAAUCUGGAAUAACGCAUAAAAUUGAUCACGAGAGUGUUGUUAAAAAACGUUUCAACAAUGCUAUUGGAACGACUAAAGUAUUACAUGGUUUAGAAAAAUUAGCAUCGGAAGAUUCUGAAGAUUAUACAGAUAGCCUUGAACAUUCACCAUUGAAUAGAGGUGCAGCGAAACAAACUAUUCCUAUUAAAGUAUUAACUCAAGAUUCAAAAAUGGAGGAUGAAGAUACGAUUACUGGGGAAGCUAAGUUUAGAAAAUUACAAGAAAAAUGGGAAUCGAUGGUUGGUAAAGAUGAGAGUGUAAAAAAUCAAGCUGCACCAACGACGUUACCACCCUUGUCACCAAUGCGAACACCCGCAAAUUUAGGAAAAUCAAAAAUACCACGAUUAUUAACGUCGCCAAUUAAACAGCCAAAUGUAACAAUAGGAUCUGCUAAAAGUGUCAAGUCCCCUAUGACUGGGAUACCUUCUUUGAAAAAACCGGUUGCAUUGUCAACUACCAAAACAGUAUUAAUGAAACCAAUAGAAACAACAAGGGGGAAAGGUAUACCAGAAACACGACGUACCAGUCGCGUUGAUCAGGACGUAGUUGGAACAUCGCGGACACAUUUGUCACGACCUAGCUCUUUACCUUAUAAAUCUUAUGGAGUUAUGUCGAAAGAAAAGAAUCUCGUAUCACCUCAAAGGCGAGCUGCUUCCACUUCUUUACCAAGGCCAAAUACAGCUACACGAAAUAAUAUUUCGAGGAAACAACCUUUAAAAGACGUUCGCACAGUUACAAAUAGAGCACCAUCGAAUAAUGGGCAUCUAUCAUUUGCAGAAGGUGAAAGAUUGAAAGUUAUAUUAGAAAUUGAUAAUAAAUGGUUAUUAUGUGAAAGAGGUGAUAGAAAAGGUUUGGUUCCAAGAAUGUGUGUGCAUACUAUUCAGACUUAGCGCCCAUUCGUUGAUAUUAAUCAGAGAAAUUCUUAAGUAAGUUGAUUAAAAAGUGAAAGUGAUGUGCUUAGCUUUGAACGAAUGCAAGAAAGAAAGAAAGAAAGAAAGAAAAAAGAUGAAAUAUACGGUUUCGUAUGUACAGUGUAUUAAAGAAAAAGGCAUAGUUAAAUGAUUUUUAAAAUUAUUAUUUAA
Molecule: messenger RNA, 5478 nt
Organism: Polistes dominula (European paper wasp)
Lineage: Eukaryota; Metazoa; Arthropoda; Insecta; Hymenoptera; Vespidae
Cellular component (GO): cytoplasmic vesicle
Molecular function (GO): protein binding
Source: RefSeq, a predicted model, not a curated record